ACAGGAGCAGCAGCGUCUCUCCUCCAGCUCCAAGCUUUAUGUCUGUGAGGGCUGCUCGUCGCCGGAGGGGAGAUUUUGCGGAUGCUCUUCACCUAAUGUGACACAUUUCACAUUUCAAGUGGUCGAAUCACCGGUUGAAGCAAUGAGAGUCUUUGGAGUGAUAAUAGGGAUUUUACAGUACGUGGGACUUUAUAUUCAACUUAACGCAGCUCUUAAUGUCGGACACGGAGAGGUGGAUAAUCACAUCUCUGGAAAUGCUCUAUUUACAGAGGUGCCACAUGACAUCACCACGCAGAGCGGGGAGGAUGUAGAGAUGGCUUGUUCCUUCCGUGGGACGGGCUCUCCCUCCUACUCCCUGGAGAUCCAGUGGUGGUACAUCAAGGACCGGAGAGACUGGAAACAGAAGCCUGCGAAGAUCACAAAUGAUGUUGUACCGCUGGAAGAAACUUCCAAAGAUGCCACCAAAAUAAGUGUGGUAAAAGUGGCCGGCAGCAACAUCUCCCACAAGCUCCGUCUCUCCAGUGUCAAGCCGUCAGACGAAGGCACGUACGAGUGUCGAGUCAUCGACUUCAGCGGCCCUGUGGCGCAGCAACACCGUGUUCGCGCCUUCCUCCGUGUGGAGCCUGGGAGCAGUCGGGGGUCUGAAAAGGUCAAGAGGCAGGAGAAAGGGCAGAGGUCACAGGGGAACCAGCCACACCCCCACCACCAGACAGAGGGCAGGGAACUGAAGAGGAGAUCAGCUGACAGCCCCACUGACUGCAGUGAGAGCUGUGGGCUGUAGAGGGUCUGCAUGUUCAUGACUUAUCUCUACAGAGGGACUGUCACCAAAACACCCGUCAUCACAGACUGGUUUGUGUUAUAGUGAAAGUAAGGCUGUAAUUACAGAACAUUUGUUUUUGUUAUUUUGUAUUUUUUUUCGACUCACUCAACUGUAGUUUUCCUCACAACCCAAAACUGCAGUGGAGAGUCAGAAUUAUCAUCAAUGUCAUAAAAAUGAAAAGGGGAUACAGACACAAAACAGAUCAUUUCCCCAUUCUGCUGUCUUUUACCAAAACAUAUGCCAAAGGUUGCAGUAUUUUAAUGUUAAUGCUUUUGAAGAAAUAAAUAAUAUAUCAAGCUUUCUUUCAUUUAUCUGAGAACAUUUCAAAGUGCUUUGUUUUAUUCAUGUAAUCUUUGUUAAAGCAGUAUCUGUAUUAAGCUUUCUAAACCUAUAUAUGUAACUAUAAUGUUUGUCAAAAUAAAAAUGUAUGCCUUCAUCACAUCAAAUAAUGUAUUCAUUCUUAUGUAUAUUCAAAUCUUAGCACUGUAGACUUUUAAUGUAUUCGUAAAAUAAAGUUUAUCCAACUGUGAGUAAACGAGUUAGAGCUGUCUUUUUAAGGCUUUUAGUUUGGAUAUUUGAUAUUUAAUAAACAUUCACUCAAGUCGACUUACUGAGUUUCACAAACUGAGCGCUGAAACUCAGUAAUACUCAAUAAAACUUACUUUACCAGGA
Molecule: messenger RNA, 1492 nt
Organism: Gymnodraco acuticeps
Lineage: Eukaryota; Metazoa; Chordata; Actinopteri; Perciformes; Bathydraconidae
Gene: vstm2lb
Product: V-set and transmembrane domain containing 2 like
Exons: 4
Coding region: 143-781 (212 amino acids)
Source: RefSeq, a predicted model, not a curated record